AUGGACGUUUCAGGACUUUCGACGUGGAAGCAGACACUGGCCGCUGGCAUAGCGUUGGGAGUUCUUUACUACGUUGUUUCAGCCAUUUACUGCAUUUACUUCCACCCGCUCUCCAAGUUUCCGGGUCCCAAGACCGCGGCCUUCUCUCGUCUCCCGUUCUCGAUUUCUGCAGCACGCGGUCGGCAGUACAAGUGGCUCGACAGCCUUCACGAGCGCUAUGGACCAGUUGUACGCAUUGCGCCUAAUGAGGUGACGACCAUUUCGUCCGGUGCGUGGAAGGAUUUGUACUUGCAGCGUCCGCAGCUGCCCAAGGAUCCGCACCCACAGACGCCGCCGAUGAAUGGCGCAGACUCACUGUUCACUGCUGAGGGGCAUACACAUCAGCGCAUGCGAAAGACGCUGCUGAGCGCGUUCAACGACAAAGCCCUGCGGGCUCAGUCAUCCAUCAUCGAGAUGUACGCCGAUUUGUUUGUGCAGCGGCUGCGGCGCGAGGCGGCCAGGAGUGCCGACGGCGCCGUCGAUCUGGCCAAGUACUACGGGUAUGCGGCUCUCGAUGUCAUCUCGGACCUGACGUAUGGCGAGAGCUUCCACGGUCUGGAGGGCGACAACGAGCACAACUGGAUCAUGGGCUUCUUCCUCGGCGCCAAGUUCGGGGCGGUGCGCAACAACCUGAGCUAUUUUUACCCGCUCGACCGCGUCUUUGGGUACAUCUUUCUGCGGCUGACGGCCAAGGUGCGGGCCCGCAACUGGAAGUACACGGCCGAUCUGGUCACCAAGCGGCUCGAGAUGGGCGAUCUGGGCAUGACACGGUCCGAUUUCGUGUCACCCGUCAUCGGCAACGUCAAGGAGACCAAGGACAAGGGAAUCACCCGCGACGAGCUCAACACCCACUCUCUGGCCGUCACCAUUGCUGGCUCGCAACUGCCAACGGUGGCACUGGCAACGGCGACGUACCUGCUGCUGCGCGACCCGUCAAAGCACGAAAGGUUGCGGGACGAGAUUCGGUCAUCAUUCCAGGCAGAGGCUGACAUCAAUGUCGCAUCAACAGCCGAGCUCCCUUAUCUGGCGGCUGUGAUCGAAGAGACACUCCGCAUCCAUCACCCAACGCCCAUCGCACUGCCGCGGAUAAUCCCGCCCGGAGGCCUGCGGGUCGACGGCCAAUGGAUUCCGGGAGAUACUGUCAUGGGCAUAGCCAUGCAGACGGCGCAGACGUCGCCGCGAAACUGGGUGGCGCCGAAUGAAUUCCACCCGGAGCGCUUCCUGCCAGCGGGCCACCCGCUGCGCGACUCGCGAUUCGAUGACGACGACCGGGAGGCGUACAAGCCGUUCUCCAUCGGGACCCGGAACUGCAUAGGCGGCAAGGUCUUCCUCGCCGAGGCCAGGGUUCUCCUGGCGCGCACCAUCUGGAACUUCCAGCUAGAUCUGGCGCCUGACUGCCCCACUGAUUGGAUGGAUCAGAAAGCCUAUCUGGUAUUUGAGCCGAAGCCCCUUCGGGUUAGACUUGCCGAGAAGGCGUUGUAG
Messenger RNA from Lasiodiplodia theobromae, 1521 nucleotides. RefSeq names its product Cytochrome p450. The record is from RefSeq and is a predicted model, not a curated record. The coding region runs from base 1 to 1521 and encodes 506 amino acids. The transcript has 4 exons. NCBI's taxonomy places the organism in Eukaryota, Fungi, Ascomycota, Dothideomycetes, Botryosphaeriales, Botryosphaeriaceae. Gene Ontology annotation, molecular function: oxidoreductase activity, acting on paired donors, with incorporation or reduction of molecular oxygen; heme binding; iron ion binding.